Molecule: messenger RNA, 1899 nt
Organism: Columba livia (rock pigeon)
Lineage: Eukaryota; Metazoa; Chordata; Aves; Columbiformes; Columbidae
Product: carbonyl reductase [NADPH] 1
Exons: 5
Coding region: 234-1064 (276 amino acids)
Molecular function (GO): carbonyl reductase (NADPH) activity
Source: RefSeq, a predicted model, not a curated record
CUUAGGUGCGUUCGCCUGUGGUGCUCGGCGUACGGGUGCCUGUGGGUGGUGGCUAUCUCAUCCUUUCUCCAUCACCGCGCAGCCCUGAGGGGCCAGGGGAAAAGCACACAGUGCUGGAGGUUUGUCGGCUUUGAGUGCGUCCGUGACUGAACUGCACCAGCUGAACAUCCCCAAAAGAAGCAAGCGGUGCUCCUGUGAGUUGCUAUCACUUUGGCAUACAUUGAGAGAGGACGAUGUGCAACACACCAGUGGCUGUGGUGACCGGGUCUAACAAAGGGAUCGGAUUUGCAAUUGUGCGGGCUCUAUGCAAGCAGUUCCCCGGGGACGUGUACGUGACAGCCCGAGACACCGGCCGUGGCCAGGAAGCAGUGGCAAAACUCCAGGAGGAGGGGCUGCAUGCUCUCUUCCAUCAGCUGGAUAUUGAUGAUCUGCAGAGCAUUAGAGCUCUCCGCGACUUCCUCAAGGAGAAAUAUGGCGGGCUGAAUGUGUUGGUUAACAACGCAGGGAUCGCUUUCAAAGUUAAAGACACAACUCCGUUUGCAGUCCAAGCAGAGGUUACCCUGAAGACAAACUUUUUUGGAACCAGGAAUGUUUGCAAUGAAUUGUUGCCUCUUGUGAAGCCUUAUGGUAGAGUGGUGAAUGUCUCUAGUAUGGUAAUUAACUCAGCUCUGAAAGGCUGCAGCCAAGAACUACAGCAAAAGUUUCGCAGUGACACAAUCACUGAGGAUGAGUUAGUGAAACUCAUGACCAAAUUUGUGGAAGACACCAAGAAAAAUGUGCAUGAGAAAGAGGGCUGGCCAAACACUGCCUAUGGGGUAUCCAAAAUUGGUGUCACAGUCUUGUCCAAGAUUCAGGCCCAAAUGUUAAAUGAAAAGAGAAAAGGUGACCACAUCCUUCUUAAUUCCUGCUGUCCUGGAUGGGUGAGAACAGACAUGGCAGGUCCUAAUGCCCCUAAAUCACCAGAUGAAGGGGCUGAGACCCCAGUUUAUUUGGCCCUUUUACCUUCUGAUGCUGAUGGUCCUCAUGGCCAACAUCUUAGUGACAAAACUGUUCAAACCUGGUGAGCUUAUGUAUGUGGGCCCGUGCAAGUGGUAAUAUGACUGUGGAAUAUCCUGUGCCUUGGCAGGGGACAUUUACUCAGAACAGUCUCAUCCAGUUCACAGCAGCAGGGUCCUUAAUUAUUAAAAAGAGAGUUAUAGUUAUGGUACUCCUCUGGGAUUGGGUCUACACAAGGGUACGCUUCCCAACACUGUCCAGUGGCCUGCUCACAGCGUUGACUGGGUACCCUGAAAUCUGAUUUGUGGAUGUUCCAGCCCAUAUGAUACAGCUGAGUUGGUGUUGCCCUAAUGUAGGUGGGAGUCUGACCUUGUUUAACCUGAAUUUACUCUUAAUUAAAUCAUUGCCAGGCCUUCUCCGACUCCUCCAAGACAGAUCUCUAACAUGGAGUUGUGAUGAGGAAAGAGAUGUCUUAUGCUUUCUCAACGCAAUAGAUUUAUUUCUAGCGACCAUAGUUGCUUCUCGAGGUUGUACAAGAUUUCUAAAAGGGGGAAGAAUUGUUCUAAGAUCUACAGUCUGACCAGUUUGGAGGGAGGCUAAUAAGACCAGAACAUAAUCACUGCUGUAUAGACACUCCUCAUUAUCAGUACAAAAUGGAAUUAAUUGAAAAUAAAAAUAGCAGUGACAUGCUAUUAAAAUAAAAAAUUAAUCAGUUGGCUUAAUUCAUAUGUAUGUCAAUAAAUGAUUACUUAUUAAUUUGUAUUCAUGCAAGUGGCUUAUUCUGGUACUGAAAAUUUGUAAUAUUUGAAAAUACACUUUAAUUUUCUGUAGCUAAAUUUGUAGCUGGAAUGUAUGGUGCUUGGAGAAUAUAAAGAUAAAAUAAACUACAGCAUUUAUAUUGUU